This is a messenger RNA of Ipomoea nil (Japanese morning glory), 761 nucleotides long. Its product is annotated as germin-like protein 9-3. The record is from RefSeq and is a predicted model, not a curated record. The coding region runs from base 44 to 667 and encodes 207 amino acids. Gene Ontology annotation, cellular component: cell wall. Gene Ontology annotation, molecular function: manganese ion binding. NCBI's taxonomy places the organism in Eukaryota, Viridiplantae, Streptophyta, Magnoliopsida, Solanales, Convolvulaceae. The transcript has a single exon.
ACCUCAAAAAACUAAAAACAUUUGUUAUAUAUAUAUAUCAAUCAUGGCAAUCAACUUUAUAUUUUUAGCCACGGUUGCAGUCUUGCUGGGCAUUCUACACCUCACAUCCGCCGGCGACCCUGAUAUCCUGACGGACUUCGUGCUGCCGCCCGGCGUCCCGUCAGCCGAUCCAAAUUUCUUUACAUACACCGGCUUUCGAUCCCUGGUAUCAGCGCCGCCACCCGCCGCCUUCAAGGUGACAAAAGCCAGCAUGGCGGAGUUCGCCGCCCUGAACGGGCAGAGCGUCUCUUAUGCCGUCCUGCAGUACCCCGGCGGCGGGAGCGUGAACCCACUGCACACUCACCCGCGCGCGUCGGAGCUGCUCUUCCUCACCAUCGGCACGCUGGAAGUGGGAUUCAUUGAUACGACUAACAAGCUGUUCACCCAGACGCUGCAGACGGGGGACUUGUUCAUUUUCCCCAAGGGGCUUGUUCAUUUCCAGUACAACGCCGACGCUGAGAAAGUCGCCGUCGCUGUCUCCGCCUUCGGCAGUGCAAACGCCGGCACGGUUUCGAUUCCGAACACGGUGUUUAAUAGCAGCAUUGAUGACGCCAUCUUGGCCAAGUCUUUCAAGACUGACGUUGAUACCAUUCAGAAACUCAAGGCUGGCCUUGCACCAAAGCGUUAACCGCUAGCUUGUCCUUAAUAUAAUGCUAUAUAUAUCAUACAAAUAAUAUAAUUAUUCUCCGUUUAUUUUUAUAUUUUCAAUUGUUACAGCAAAG